AUGCCGGACGCGAAAUACCCGCAACCAAUGCUGGAUCGAGUGGCGGCGGCGGUGCACAGCCCGCCCGCAGACGAACUACCGUGCCAAUACAAAUUCGUUGCGCUUUACAAUUCGUUCAAUAGCAUCCACGAUACUCCGGAAGAGCGCAAGAUUAUUGGCAACUACGACACAUUGGCCGAGGCGAAUGCUGCGGCCUUGGAGUUUUUCAAGAAGCAGUGCUCCGACUUCUUCGGUCAAGUCGACCGCCAAGAUAAAUUCUACGAGACGGGCACUCCGGAGGACGAAUUAAUACACAACAAUGGCGUGGAAUGGGGCAUCGACUCCCGCGGGCUCUUGACCUUGACCGCGCACGGCGGGGACGGGGAGGAGGAAUGCGUGGCUGUCCACGAUAUUCAACAAGACGAAUAA
Molecule: messenger RNA, 408 nt
Organism: Penicillium chermesinum
Lineage: Eukaryota; Fungi; Ascomycota; Eurotiomycetes; Eurotiales; Aspergillaceae
Exons: 1
Coding region: 1-408 (135 amino acids)
Source: RefSeq, a predicted model, not a curated record